Messenger RNA from Closterium sp. Yama58-4, 6594 nucleotides. NCBI's taxonomy places the organism in Eukaryota, Viridiplantae, Streptophyta, Zygnematophyceae, Desmidiales, Closteriaceae. The record is from the annotation of a GenBank genome assembly.
AUGAACCAUCAGAUCCCUCCCUCGGGGCCAGCGGAGCUCGCGGUGGAUCCCGAUUACCUCCUUAAGGUGAACGCCUUUAUCCGCCAGCGCCGCCUCGAGCUGCUCGGCCCCGACAACAUCGCGCCCGUCUCCGCCGUGCAGGUCGCUCCGCCGCGCCACCACCCUGCUGAAUCGCACCAAAAUCCCAUCCAACCGCACCACCCCCGUAGCCCAUCGCACCAAACCCCUAUUCCGCCGCAGGUCGUCUCCGCCACGCAGGUCGUUCCGCCGCUCUAUCUCGUAACCGCGACUCCGCCGCCACCCCACCAGCCCCUUGGUCAACCGCCUUUCCCCGCCGCUUUAGCCGCCAGCGAUUCAUCUGCUCCGCGAGUCGCUCAGCCCGCCCCCCGCGCAGAAGGCUUUGGGAAUGCCGUGGCAGAUGGCGCGUUAUCCGCCGUUGGAUCGUCAACGAGGCCGGCGAUCAACGGUGCGCCGGUGGAUGGGCUGGGAGAAGCGAGCCUUGAGGCGCGCCAAUCCGCGCCUGCUGGCGGAGCGAUGGCUGGCGCGCUGCUGCAGCAGCCGCAGGGGCGACAGGCGGAGGGGGACGCUGGCGCGCGCAGGCAGGGGAGCGCGCAGGACGACCGGCAGGGGGGCGCGCAGGGUGAUAGAAAGACGGAUGCUUCUAACGGGAGUGUUUCUAAAAGAGGGGAGAUGGUGCUUGGGGUUGGUGAGGAGAAAGGGGGAGGUGAGGGGGGAGAGGGGGAGGAGGAUGAGGGGAGUGGUGAUGGGGAUGGCGGGAAAAGGCGGGGAGGCGGGCGGAGGGGCGGGGGAGGGAGCGGGGGAGGAAGAGGGGGCGGAGGUAACAGGAGGGGAGGGGGAGGGGGAGGAGCGGGGGGUUCUUCGUCUGGGGGAGGGCGGGGAGGGGGAAGCAGGGGGUACGGGGGAAGGGGAGGAGGGGGUGGUGGUGGCGGAAGAGGAGGCGGGUGGAGGGGAGGAGGGGGGAGAAGGGGAGGAGGGAGCAGGUCGGCGGAUGGGGGAACGGCCCCUGGGGCGUCGGGGGAAGAGGCGGAAGUGUGGGAAGAUUAUGGGGGGGAGGGGGAGGAGGAUGGAGGGGAGUGGAUGGCUGGGGAGGAGGUUGUGGGGGGAGGGGAAGGGGAGGGGGAGGGGGAAGGGGAGGAGGAUCAGGGGGAUGGGGUCAUUGCUGAGCGGGAAGAGGGGAGGGAGGAAGAGGAGAGAGGGAGGGAGGAGAGGGGGCAUGAGCAGGCGAAUACUGAUAGAAUCCCUUUGGGAAACGGGGUAGGGGACGGGAGAGGGGGGUUAGAAGAGGGAGAGGGGGGAGAGGAGGGAGAGGGGCAAGAGUUGCGAGAGGGGGUGGCAGAGAGGGAGGAAGAAGAGGAGCAAGGGCAGGUUAUGGAGGAGGGGAGGAGAGGGGGGGAUGUGAGAGAGGAGGGGGAGAGGCGAGGAGAUGGGACUGUGGCAGACCGGGCAUUGGAAGGGGCUGAGAUUGCGGGAGAGGGAGGCUCAGGCGGAGGUGAAGCAAGAGAGUGUGCAGCAGGUGAAGCGAGGGCGGAUGGGGAGUAUGGGGCAAAGAAGGAGACCUCUGGGUCGACUCACGAGUUACCUGCUGUCGCUUGUAUGCAUGGGGGAUGUGGGGCGACGGAGGAGAGGGAAGACGGGGUGGAGCGUGAGCAAGGGAAGGAAGAAGGUGGUGGGGAGGAGGUGGAGAGCGGGGAGAAGGAGAGGGAGGACGUGGAGGACAGAGGAGGAGAGGAGCUGGGAGAGGAAGUGAGUGAAGAAUUGGAGAGGAGAAUUGAAAGGGAGAGGGAGGGGCGAGGAGAAAGGCAGCGGGAAGGAGUGCCGGGAAGAAAGGAACAGGAAGGGGAGCUGGAAGAGGGGCAGGGCGAGGAGCAGGAGAGGGCGGAGGAUGGUAGGGUGGAUGUGGGUGGGUCAGGAAAGGCACCAGUUGAGACGAGUCAAGGUGCCGAUGCUGCUUCUUGCUCUCUCCCUGCUCCUUCUCUCCCUGCUCCUCCUCUCCCUGCUCCUUCUCUCCCUGCUCCUUCUCUCCAUGCUCCUUCCCUCCCUGCUCCUCCUCUCCCAGAGACCGCAGCACAUGCCUCUCCGCCUCCUGCUGUUGCCUCUGCUCCUGCAGCGAUUCCCGCAGCGAGUGCUGCUACAGAAGGGAUUUCUGGCAUUGCUGAUGGGUGCAGCGCGGUGAUUUGCGGCAGAGAGUCUACCCGUGUGGUGGCAGAAGCUGGUGAGGAGAAGCCCCAGCAAUUACACAUAUUGCCAGCCAACACGCCACACACACAGUCACAGACAGACACAUGCGAGCAAGCAGCGGACUGCCUUGUCCCCACCGCCCCAGAGUCACCGUCCCUCCUCCCAGCGUCACCAGCAGCUGCUGCCGUUUCUCCUCUCCCCACCACAGCGCCUCCCCCCCCUGCCGCCUCUCCUCCCAUGACCCCGCCACUCAUCCCGCCACACGCCCCUCAGCCCCGUCACCUCUCUUGGUCUCCUUCCCCCGCAUCCCCAUGCUCCCAUGCGCCUGCCAUCUUUCCCUCCGCCGAUGCCUCCUCCCUCCCAACUCCCUCUGCUCCACAGGCGUCUCCCCAGCCACCCCCCUCUCCCGCUGCAAGCACAUCGCCUGACGCCCCUCCCGCCCCUGCACUACCAGAAGCAGCUCCUUCCCACGGGCUGCCAGAAGCAGCUCCUUCCCACGGGCUGCCAGACGCAGAGAAGGGCAUUCUUGGAAAGGGCCACGGGGCCCCUCUCGCCCUGCCCGUCCCGCUGCCUCUGCACGUUCCCCCUGUUGCGAGCACCACGCAGUGCGCUCCUGGGGGCUGGUCUGGGGGUGGUACUGAUGCGCCAUGGCAUGCCAUGCCUGUUGGUCUGCCCAUUCAGGGAGGGGUUCCCAUGCCAGUGCCUCCUCCUGUGCAGGGGGAAAUGUACAUGCCCAUGCAUGCGGCUGGUGCUGUAGGCAUGGGAGCAGGCAUGGGAAAAGGCAUGGGAGCAGGCAUGGGAGCAGGCAUGGGAGCAGGCAUGGGAACGUGCAUGGGAGCAGGCAUGGGAGCAGGCAUGGGAGCAGGCAUGGGAGCAGGCAUGGGAGCAGGCAUGGGAGCAGGCAUGGGAGCAGGCAUGGGCGUUGGAGCAGGGUGUUGUGGUUGGGGCAGGGAUGGGAGGGCAUGGCAGGGGCAGGGGGGGAUGGAGGGCGCUGUCUGUGUGGCUGGGGAGGAGUGGGGGAUGAGUGCAGGGGAGGGGAGAGCGGAGGGUGUGGGUGUGGGUAAGGGAGGGGAGGAGGAAGGAGAUGGAUGGGUGGGAGCGACAAUGUUGGGUUCUGAGGGUGGGAAAGGGUGUGGAGUGGGUGGGAGAGGAGGAGGCAGAGGAGGAGCAGGAGUAGGAGGAGGAGGUGGAGUAGGCGGAGGAGGAGGAGGAGGAGGAGGUGACAGUGGUAAGAGAGGAGGGAGUGGAUCAGGAGGAGCAGGGUCAGCCACGUAUGCACCUGUACACGUGUACUCCUUUGAGCAGCUGAAGCAGAUUGGGCUGCAGUCCAUCAAAUACCAGCAUGACACGUGGCGCACCAUGAAUGGCAGCACGCAGCUGGCUGUGGAGGAGCUUAUGAGGGACAGCCUUGAAGGUGUCGACGAAUCACGAGUCGCCACGUGUCACGGCAUGCCCAUCCCGUCCCACCGCGACCUGCACGCGUGGCACUCCUACUGCUUCGGCCGUGCUCUGCCGUGUGAAAGGGGGGAGGGGGGCGAAGGGGCAGUGGGGGGAGCGGGGGUGAAACGAAAGGCGAAGAGGAGAGCAGGAAGGAAGGCAGGUGGGAAGAGUGAAGGAGAGGAUUGCAGUGAGGUAAACCUGGCGGAGGGAAGUGAGAGAGGAGAGAGUGAGGGGGGAGGGAGUGAGGAGGAGGGUAGUGGAGAGGGGGAAGGGGAAGUGGAUGGGGAUGAUGAGGAGAAGGAUUUGAUUGCAGAGGAGGAGGAGGGGGUUGCAUGGGAAGAGGACGUGGAUGGGGAGCGAGGGGAGGAUGAAGGGGCGGAGGAGGCAGCGGGUGGAGGAAGGGAGCAGGAUUUGGGGGAUGAAAGAGGAGAGGAGGAGAUGAGGGUUGAAAAUGUAGAGGAAGAAGAGGAGGAUUGUGGGGAGGGGAAGACGAAGGAUGGGGUUGAGGUUUGUUGUGGUUCGGAAGUAGAGGGUGAAGCGGUGGAGGAUGGAGGGAAGAGGGAGACCGAGUGUGUGGAGAAAGGUGGAGGGGAAGAGGCGAGAGGGGAGGGAGGGGAGGCGAGAGGAGAGGGAGGAGAGGCACUGGAAGCAGGAGCUGAUGGAGAGGGGGAAGGUGGGAGUUUGAGAGAGGAGGCGGCAGCUGAUCCCAGUGCCAGCAUGUGUGACAUGGCAUGUGACACUGCACAUGGCACUGCACAUGACACUGCACAUGACACUGCGCAUGACGCUGCGCAUGGCAGUGCAUUGGGUGAACGUGAGAGCGAAGAAGAGGGAUUGGAAGGAGGGCAGGUAAGAGGGGGAGAGGAUGCACCCAGAGGCCUGGCGCUGCUGCUGCCGUGCGUGAGAUCGCACAGCAAGGCACCCACUGAUGGAAUCUCAAAAGGACUCUCAGAAGGGCUGCUGGAGAAACUGUCAGAGCAACUUCCGGAAAGACUUUCGGUAAAGGGUCUCUCUGUGAAGGAUCCAGAAGGAUUGGUGAUGGCAGGGGAUGAUGUGGCAGCGGAUGUGAUGAGAAGGGGUUAUGGAGGCGUGGGGUGUGGUGAUACUGCUAUGGCUGCUGGUGCUACAGAUGCUGGUGCUACAGACACUGAUGCGAUACCUGCUGGAUCAACAAGUGGUGAGGUUAAUAGUCUGGUUGACGGCGCCUCCGAUAUAGAUGCUGAUUUGGAUGCUGGUGCUGACGUGGACACUGAAGAUGAUGCUGAUGUGGAUGCUGAGGUGGAUGCUGACGUGGAAGCAGCACUGGACGAAAUGAUAAACUACUCGGGACCCGUGCCUCUGUGGUUGCCAGAUAAUGACGAAAACAGCAACCUCGGUCUUGACCCAUCUGAAGACAAUCUUGGGCACCUUCCCAUGCCAGUGCCAUGGCCGUCAGAUGCUGACGUGGCAGCCAUGGAUUGCGUGCUCCCGGGCCGGGCCAAUCAGCUCGCUCCGUUGCUCGGCACAGUGCUGCACUGCGAUGCUGUUGGUCGCGCCGCCCUCCUCCGCGCCCACGUGGACUGGGCCAUCGGCCAAUCGGCAGUCGACACAUGGCGCGGCAUGUGGCUGGUGGCGUGGGCGGCGGGGGUGGACGAGCCAAUAGAAGCGGAGACGGCAGCAGCGCUGCGGGAGCUGCUGAGGAAGUGUGCUGGGCUGAGGGCUUCGAUACAGUCACGCGAGGACCAAGGGUUGGAAAUGCUGAAUGUGCUUAUAGAGAUUGCAGGGGGGUAUUUCAAGCAGGGGUCUAGGGAGGAGAUGGAGCAGGCUGUAUGGGAGCAGGGAGGGGUUGAAGUUGAGGGAAUGGAGAAACGGGGAGAGGGUGAAGGGUUUGGGGAGGUGGGUACUGAUGAUGGUGGUGUGAAAAGGGAGCAGGAGAACCUGGAAAUGACUAGUGGAGGGCAGCUUGCAGUGGAUGCAGCAGGGGCUGCUGAGGUGGCCACAGAGCCACAUCGCAACACCUUCUUCCCCUCUCCCCACCUCUCCCCGCCUCUCCCCACCUCUGCCAUCAUGCUGAGCGGAGCCGCGCGUCGCAAGGGCCAUCAGCGCUUCUCCCUCCUUCUCCUUGACGACGGGGACCACUACAUCACCGACUGGGUCGCCACGUGUCACCUCGUGGAUGGCCAGCCGCGCACGCUCGCGGGCGGGCGGCUGCGGCUGUGCAUGAAGUCGCUCUUCUUCGAGCCGCAGGACCCGGCCAUCCCCAUUAUAAUGUUCCCCAUGCCGCAUAUCUUAGUCGUUUUCCACCCCACGUCGCGCCGCUGGUACCGGUCGCAGCUGGGCGCGAAGCUGGCCGCGGAGGGGCGCAUCCGCGCGGAGUGGGCGGGGGAAGGCGCAGCGGCGGGGGGAGACGGGGGAAGCGGCGGAAACAACGGGUCUGGCGGGGGUCGGGGCGGGGGAGGGGGGCGGAGGAGCGAUGGGGGAAGGCUGGGGAAUGCGUAUGGGGAUGGGGGUUAUGGGGGAAGCACAUACGGGGAUAGGGGGUAUGGGGAUGGAGGGAAUGGGAAUAAGGGGUAUGGCGAUGUGGUGUAUGUGACGACGGGCAUGUACGUGGCAAUGAAGGCGUGUGGGCAGGACGUGCCGUACGAGUUUGAGAAGAAGGAGCUGGACGAGGGCCACCUGCCUUCCACCUGGGCCUUCUCCCUCGACUACUCUCCCACCUCAAGGCUCCUAGACGAGGCCCUGCCAGUGCUGGGCGUGCAGCUGCUGCCAUACGAGCAGAGGGACAUGGAGGUGGCGCGGCGCCUGUCCCUCAUGGAGGCGUCGGCGCCCUUUGAUGUCAGCCGCCUCGUGGAUCUCUCUGAACACAUCCUGCUCGACUGCCUCGCCUCCCAGGUUCGGCCACUGGUUCGGGAGCCGGGCCGCCUUGUGAUCACACAGCAGCGGCUCUACUUCCAGGUGACAUCUUGUGCAGGUGAC